Molecule: messenger RNA, 2421 nt
Organism: Anastrepha ludens (Mexican fruit fly)
Lineage: Eukaryota; Metazoa; Arthropoda; Insecta; Diptera; Tephritidae
Product: caspase-8
Exons: 8
Coding region: 108-1661 (517 amino acids)
Biological process (GO): execution phase of apoptosis; proteolysis; apoptotic process
Cellular component (GO): cytoplasm
Source: RefSeq, a predicted model, not a curated record
AAACAUCUCGCAGUUGCCCAUCACUGAAUGUAAUAUUUCUGAUCGUUGCAAUUUAUUUAACUAGUGCAUUUUUAUUUCACCAAUUUGUUCACUUUAUUUCGUUUUUAAUGGCAUCUGAGGGAUGCAAACGUUUUAACUUAGUUUCGAAAUUAAAUAAUAUACAUGUAGAAGACCUGCAAUAUGUCGAAAAGGAUUUGUGUUUCUACGAAUUAGUAUCUCUAGGCUUUCUACUUUUUGGAGAUGAUCGAGUGAACGCCGAAUUCGCACUACAAAAGUUGCUUAUACUUUCCAAUACGCACAAGGGUGGUGGCUGCGGCGGUGCCGAUUUGCUCACCAAAUACAUAAGUGUAAAUCCACGAAAUUGGCGCGCUCAACUAGUAGAGGCUUUGGCUAUAAUUGGAGCUCGGCGAGUGUUGCGUAGGAUGGGCUUCGAUUGGAAUGAACUGCAUCAACACUAUCUACCACACAUUGGCGAACUGAGUCUGCAUGUGCACCCACUUUUGAAAGCAUUAUAUCGUGUAUGUGAGCGUCUGAAACCAGCCCAAGCCGGACAGCUAGUGCUGCGCGUAAAUGAGCAACGUAAACGUCCCGAAGAGCUGUUACGUUUCUAUGACUUUGCAUACUUGGAAAUGUUUAUGCUAGACUGGAUCUCACGCCGCAUUAUUACAUUAGGGGAUCGUGUAGCAAAUGGUGCGGAUGUUGAUGUGCUGCUUGAAUUUUUCAAAUUCAGCGACUUGGAUGCAUUAAAAACCUUGCUAAUCGAAACAAUUAUGAAUAAUGCCGAUAAGCAGUGCAUUAGCAAUAAUGCGCAUAUAAGUGCGGAUAACAUGGAGGCAGCGACUGAAAACAACAAUAUGAGUAUUCCUGCGAAAACUUCUACGUCAGUUCAAGCGUAUGCAAAUGACUGUUCCUCUGUGCGCAGCUGUGAUUUAACGAUGAAUGAAAAAUAUGAGGUACGGCGGGAAAGUGCGGGUAUUCUAUUGAUAAUCAAUCAACUUAUUUUUCAAAGGGACCCCGACCCCAAAUUAAAACAUUUGCUACCGGAAAAGCCACUGAAACCGCGCCAUGGCUCAGAUGUGGACAAAGAACGUUUAAAGAAAGUUUUUACCGAUUUCGGUUAUAGAGCACAAGAGUUCGAAAAUCUUACGCAUAUCGAGUUAAUGCAUCGCAUAAGGGAGACUGUUAAGCUGUCUUUUCAAUUUGAUUCGCUGAUUGUGUGUAUACUAUCGCAUGGCAUUGACGGAUCCGUUUAUGGCAGCAAUAGCAUACCCGUAGAAAUAGCUGAAAUCGAACAUAUAAUUACCGGUGAAGCACUAUUUGGAAAGCCAAAAUUACUUAUCAUACAGGCGUGCCAGAAAGAUGAAUCACCAAUAAAUGAGAAGCGCAAGACUAAUGUAGCGCCGCAUCGUUUCGGUGACAUGGUUAAAGCUAUGUCCACUGUACCCGGCUAUGCCGCAAUGCGUCAUACGGUUGAUGGCACAUGGUUUGUGCAAGAAUUGUGCAAUGCUGUGGAGCGCUUUGGCGAUCGACGCCACAUUGUCGACAUUCUAAUAGCUGUCAACCGCAAGGUAAGCGAGCGGCGCGGCAACGAAAAUGAAGUAAUGAUGCCCAUAUCUAGCAACACGCUCCGCAAGUUUUUCUAUUUACCGCGGCGCAAUUAACUACAUAUGUCUGAGCAACCACUGGUGUACCUUGAAGUAUUAAAUAUUUUGGAGCGGAAAAGUCAAACCUAAACUAGCUCCUGUGUUUCAUAAUUUUUGUAAUUCGUUAAGAAAAUGUGUUAACGUUAAAUAUUUUUUGUAAUAAAUAUUAUUGGUAUACAUACAGAGUUAUAAAUAUUUCUUAUGUGUAACUACACACAAUGAGUACUUGUGUGUUUACUAAAAAGUCCAUUUAAAAAAAAUUUCUUUCUUCGGUUUUUUGUGCUUAGAGACACUCCAUUCAUUUUUUAAAAAGAGAUACAUUCAAAGAUGUGUACCUUGCCGCUGACCUAAAUUUGUUGUGUUUAGUAUUGAAUUUGAGGAAAUCAACUAAAAAAUCUGUUUAAAAAUAAUAUUCUCAAGUUUAAAACUUGUCUAAGCUUUUGAAAGUACCAAAAAAAAAAGGAUACAAGUUUUGAAAUGUCGUGGGAGGCUACUUAAACUUAACCUAAUUUCCGAUUUUCAAUUAAAUUAUUAAUUAAGCCAUACCUAAGUAACCAUUGAUAUCUAUCGGAAAUAUCAACAUGCGUCGAUACGACGGUGAAUAUAUUUUUUAUAUUAUAUACCUUCUUUUUUUUGACAAUACUUUUGUGUAUGGAAGUAGUUUAGUGUUACGAACUGCAUUACCUGAAGAUUUGCAGAAAUACUAGACACAUUUUAUUAUUAGUUCUUAAAUUUUGCAUACUUAAUAUUUAAGUUUUAGAUCUAUGCACGUAAUUAC